UUCCCGCUUUUCAGCCGCUGGUGGAUCCGGGUCACGUCCCAGCGCAUCUUCACCUGGCUGCUGGGGCUUUACCUCCUGCAAGUGGUUGCAGUUGUGUUAUAUUUCCUGGUACCUGUUGUGAGUGCAAGUGAAAUCAUUGGACCAAUGUGCCUUAUGCUACUGAUGGGAACUGUUCACUGUCAGAUAGUGUCCACCCAGGUAAACAAGCCCUCAGGGAACAGCAGCAGCAGGAGGAGGAGGAGAAAAUUACGGAAAUCUGCCAGUGGGGAUGGGUGCAGAGACACUGGCAGUUUGUCGUCUUCUGAUAAAGCUAGUAAAGGAGAAGAGCAAUCAGAACUUCUGUCCCUCGUCAACAGUUUGCUUGGCCUGGUCUUCCGAAGGAGAUUCAGGAGGGUGAAACUGGUAGCUGAAAAAGGGACGGAAACAGAAAAUGGUGCAAGUUCUGUGAACCGGGGCGUUAAACACAGACAGUCCAGAUCUGAAUAUCGACUACUACACUUGAAAGACAGAGAGAAACUUGCAGAUGGGGGAAAGAAUCAUCAGGAGGGCUCCAUGCACACGGGUGGCAUUUCUGAUGAGCUGUCAAGUGACGAGGAUGCUGAAGCUGUGGCACAGAGGAUUUUGUUACGCAGAAGCGUAGAAGGGGCCUCCAGUGACAAUAGCUAUGAGGACAAGAACAGGAAUCCUCUCAUUUCCCCAAACCAGCCUGUGUUCCAGGUUAAGCAAGCUGGUAAAGGUACCAGAGAUUCUGACAGCCUGGUAGAAUCCGAACUCGAAUCGACAGCCUUUAGUCAGGAAUCCAGGUCUUGUUUUAGUGCUGGGUCCCGGAGCUGCAGCAUCUCCCGGAGGGACUCGGAGAGCACCCGCCACGAUUCAGAGACGGAGGACAUGCUUUGGGAUGACCUGCUCCAUGGGCCAGAGUGCCGCUCCUCCUAUACCAGUGACAGCGAAGAAGCUAACAUGAGAGGAAGUAAACGGGAUCUGAAAGAGGAUGUUUUCCAGCAGAACCAUUUGUUCUGGCUACAGAAUACCAGCCCUGCAUCUGCAAGAGUGAGUGCCCUAAUCUGGGAAGGGAAUGAGUGCAAGAAGCUGGACAUGUCUGUACUGGAGAUCAGUGGCAUUAUCAUGAGCAGGGUUAAUGCCUAUCAGCAGGGAGUGGGCUACCAGAUGCUGGGCAACACCAUCACUAUCGGGCUGGCGUUUCUUCCCUUCCUCUACCGGCUCUUCCAUACCAAGAACCUGGAGCAGCUAUGGUCCAUUUCUGUGAAGGACCUGCUGCAUGUCUUCUGUGGGGCACCUACCAUUACCCCUGUCAUCAUCCUGGCUGUGAUUAACUUCCUUGAGCGGCUGUGCCUAACAUGGAUGUUCUUCUUCAUGAUGUGCGUUGCUGAGAGAACCUACAAACAGCGUCUUUUGUUUGCCAAGCUUUUUAGCCACAUCACAUCUGCUCGGAAAGCCAGGAAGUAUGAAAUCCCUCACUUCAGACUCAAGAAAGUGGAAAAUAUUAAAAUAUGGUUAUCCCUUCGCUCCUAUCUGAAGAGGCGAGGGCCCCAGCGAUCUGUGGAUGUAGUUGUAUCUUCCAUCUUUUUACUGGCUCUGUCAAUUGCUUUUAUAUGCUGUGCACAGGUGCUAAAAGGUCACAAAACAUUCCUGAACGCUGCUUACAACUGGGAGUUUCUGAUCUGGGAAGCAGCCCUCCUCCUCUUUUUACUGCGCCUGGCGUCCCUGGGCUCCGAGACCAACAAGAAGUACAGCAAUAUCUCAAUCCUGCUAACGGAGCAGAUAAACCUGUAUUUGAAGAUGGAAAAGAAGCCAAACAAGAAGGAGCAGCUCUCACUGGUGAACAACGUGCUAAAGCUGUCUACAAAACUCCUGAAGGAGCUAGACACGCCCUUUAGACUCUACGGUCUGACCAUGAACCCUUUAAUCUACAACAUCACGCGUGUUGUGAUCCUGUCGGCUGUUUCAGGUGUUAUAAGUGAUCUUCUGGGAUUCAACAUCAGAUUAUGGAAGAUUAAACCAUGAGCUGACCACACACUGCAACUCGGCACUUGCCUUCCCGGCAGAGGGGCAGAGCAGAGAGAAGAGGGACGGUGGCUGGCUGCAGAGUGCUCGCAACCUCUGGCAGAUCUUUCACCAGUAUUUCUUACCUGGAGGUUUGGUUUGUGUCAAAGGGUCACCCACAGCUUAUUUCAUCACCUGCAGAAUAAACAGGUGAAGCCAACCCACAACCCACUACUGAGUGAUGCAGUGAGAUUCAGGGCUGCAAAAUGAACACACUUGAGCCAUCAGUUGCAUAGCAGAUUCAUGCUGUUUACACGAGGAGGGCUGUUUCCCACCAGGAGAGAGGAUAGUUUUGCGAACACUAAUGCAGGACACCAACCUACGGGCCUUAGCAGAACAAGCAAACGUGACUGCAUCCAUGUAUGAUACACCUUAACGCACUCCAGGGGCAGUUCAGCAGCUACCUACCGUCAAUGGGGUACACGUAUACACCUUCAUGGCAGUAGGUUGGAGGAGGUGGGUCAAGCCCAUCUGGUAAGUCUUAAAGCUUUCCACUUCACAGUGCCUUACUCUAUAGACAUGCCUGCCUCAGAAGGGUAAGGCCCAAAUCCUUAGUGACAAAACCGAAGGGCAGGCUGAUGGGCA
Messenger RNA from Gavialis gangeticus (Gharial), 2649 nucleotides. It is a transcript of the gene PHTF1, whose product is annotated as putative homeodomain transcription factor 1. Gene Ontology annotation, cellular component: endoplasmic reticulum. The coding region runs from base 145 to 2025 and encodes 626 amino acids. NCBI's taxonomy places the organism in Eukaryota, Metazoa, Chordata, Crocodylia, Gavialidae. The record is from RefSeq and is a predicted model, not a curated record. The transcript has 15 exons.